Molecule: messenger RNA, 1580 nt
Organism: Andrographis paniculata
Lineage: Eukaryota; Viridiplantae; Streptophyta; Magnoliopsida; Lamiales; Acanthaceae
Product: protein NCA1
Exons: 8
Coding region: 246-1307 (353 amino acids)
Biological process (GO): protein ubiquitination
Molecular function (GO): protein binding; ubiquitin protein ligase activity
Source: RefSeq, a predicted model, not a curated record
UGACAAUGGAUGGCGAUUGCACGUAACUGUGCAAAGCGCUCUUUCUCUGAUAUUUAUCCUCAGCCAGGACUUUUAUUCCCAUUUUCGCUUGCAAUUCGAUGCGGACGAUACGAUACUACAGAAAUUCAGUGUGCUAGAGAUAUAUAUAUAAAAUUUGGAAGAAACGGAAGUGGAGAUUGAAGAACGCAGGUGGGAGGCGGAUUCUUGUUAUUAUCAUUUGUACUCUUUCGAUGUUGUAAUUCAAGAUGACACCUGUUUGCCCUUUUACAAAAGCUUCUCGCCCUGAUGAUGCAUCUAGCAAAAAACCAGGUGAACACCAAAAUAAACAGCAGGCAUCCAAUGAGAACAAGCCUCAGCAAGACUCCAUUGUUGCACCCAAAUGCCCUCUUGGAUAUGAUUCUCAGACAUUUAAGAUAGGCCCUCUCAGUUGCGUUAUAUGCCAAGCACUUCUUUUUCAAUGCAGCAAAUGUGUGCCUUGUUCCCAUGUAUAUUGCAAGGCAUGCAUAUCAAGGUUCAAGGAUUGUCCUAUUUGCGGUGCUGACAUAGAGAAAAUAGAAGAUGACGCUAAUCUUCAAGGUGUUGUUGAUCGUUUCAUUGAGGGUCAUGCCAGGAUCAAGAGGUCUCAAGUUGACACUGAACAGGAUGAAAGAGAAGAUGAUAAGAAAACAGUGAUAUAUGAGGAUGUGUCACUUGAGCGAGGUGCUUUCUUGAUGCAGCAGGCCAUGAGGGCACUUCGAGCCAAUAACAUAGAAAGUGCAAAAUCAAGGCUUAGCAUGUGCACGAAGGAUGUCAGAGAACAAUUGGAAAAGACAGGGAACACACCUGAGUUAUGCUCUCAGCUAGGAGCUGUUUUAGGGAUGCUUGGUGAUUGCUGUCGAGCUACUGGUGAUGCUAGUUCUGCCAUUUCCUACUUUGAGGAAAGUGUUAAUUUCUUAAUGAAAAUACCCAAUGAUGAUUCUGAGAUAACGCAUACACUUUCUGUGUCACUGAAUAAAAUUGGAGAUCUAAAAUACUAUGAAGGGGAUUUGCAAGCUGCUAGAUCCUAUUAUUCUCAGGGUUUGGAUGUUCGCCGCAAUGCAAUGAGUCAUCAUUCCACGGUUCCCACUCUGGUCAUAGAUGUGGCUACAUCCCUUGCCAAAGUUGCUGAUGUAGAUAGAAACCUGGGGAAUGAAGAUGCAGCAAUUGCUAAUUUUCAAGAAGCUGUUAAAUUGUUGGAAUCGUUAUCAACAAGCGCUUCUGAUGUUGGUCUCGAAAACCGGCGCCUUUCUGUCCUGGAGUUUCUCAACGGCCAACUAGGAAAAAAGUAGGAUUAUGCUCUUCCCGAGCAAGCAGUUCGAUCUCUCAAGGAGACUUAUAAUGCCGAAGCUUUUUACACAAUCUGGCUGUUCUGUAAUAAAAGUUUACUGAAGAUUACCAGAUUUUGUUUGGUGUUGAACUUGUGAAAGUUCUUCAGCAUAGCUGCAAUGCUUCUUGGACUUAUUGUGUAAUGAUACGACGAUGAAGAAAAAGAGAGAUGCUUUCCACUGUACAUGGUUUUGUGUUUUGGUAUGAGAUGAAAAAGCAUGAACUUUCAAUUUUCA